AUGGUCUCCCCUACCCCCUUCCGCGCCGCCGAGUUCCGCAGCGCCUACGGCCCCAAGUACCAGUUCCAACCUCACCUGGGCGGUAUCACCCUGAAGACUUUCACGCGGUACUCGGCCAAGUCGGCUGCCUUCGGUGGCUUCCUCGGCGUUGCCGCCCUCUUCUACACCUCUGGCAUCCCCCGUAUCCAGACCGACAUCCUCCAGAAGGUUCCCUUCAUCGGCUCCUACUUUGUCAAGGAGAUCCACCCUGCCGACAACCCCUUCUAA
Geosmithia morbida is the source of this 267-nucleotide messenger RNA. Its product is annotated as ubiquinol-cytochrome c reductase subunit 10. Gene Ontology annotation, biological process: mitochondrial electron transport, ubiquinol to cytochrome c. Lineage: Eukaryota; Fungi; Ascomycota; Sordariomycetes; Hypocreales; Bionectriaceae. Bases 1 to 267 code for a protein of 88 amino acids. The transcript is spliced from 6 exons. The record is from RefSeq and is a predicted model, not a curated record.